AUGAGUAAUCCAUUUGAUAAAAUUAAAGAUACACUUCCAAGUGGAUAUUCUUUUUAUAACUUGCAAAAGUUGAAUGAUGAAAGAGUUGCACAAUUACCAUAUUCUGUUCGUAUCUUAUUGGAAUCUGCAAUCAGAAACUGUGAUAACUUCCAAGUCCACGAGAAGGAUGUUGAAAAUAUAUUGAAUUGGAAGACAACUGCAAACAAUGUUGAGAUUCCAUUCAAACCAGCAAGAGUUUUAUUACAAGAUUUCACUGGUGUACCAGCAGUUGUUGAUCUUGCAGCAAUGAGAGAUGCAAUGAAGAGACUUGGUGGAGAUCCAAAUAAGAUUAAUCCAUUGGUUCCAGUUGAUUUGGUUAUUGACCAUUCAGUGCAGGUCGAUGUCUCCAGAACACCAGAGGCGUUGGAAGAGAAUCAAAAGAUGGAAUUCCACAGAAACAUUGAGCGUUUCAAGUUCUUAAAGUGGGGACAACAGGCAUUCAAGAAUCUUUUGAUUGCUCCACCAGGUUACGGAAUUGUACAUCAAGUAAACUUGGAGUAUCUCGCCAGAGAGGUUUGCAAGGGUGAGGGUAACGUCCUCUACCCAGACUCUGUUGUCGGUACCGACUCGCACACCACCAUGGUGAAUGGACUUGGUGUCUGCGGUUGGGGUGUCGGUGGUAUCGAAGCUGAGGCUGUGAUGUUGGGUCAACCAAUGUCCAUGGUGCUCCCAGAGGUCAUCGGUUACAAACUGACCGGAUCCCUGCCAGAUCUUGUCACCGCCACCGACUUGGUGCUGACUGUCACCAAAGAGUUGAGAGCCAAGGGUGUAGUCGGUAAGUUUGUAGAGUUCUACGGUAGCGGUGUCGCUUCGUUGUCGGUCGCCGAUCGUGCCACCAUCUCCAACAUGGCGCCAGAGUACGGUGCCACCAUGGGUUAUUUCCCAGCCGACAAGAACACCAUCGCCUAUCUCUCCAACACUGGUCGUAGCGAGGAGCAACUCACCUACAUCGAGCAAUAUCUCAGCUCGCAACACCUCCUCUGCAACUACCAAUCGGAGCAACACCCAAUCUACAGUUCCACCAUCGAGCUCGAUCUCAGCACCGUCGUGCCAAGUAUUUCCGGUCCAAAGCGUCCACACGAUCGUGUCUCUGUCUCCAAGCUCCAAGAGGAUUUCGCAUCUUGCUUAAAGUCACCGGUCGGUUUCAAGGGUUACGGUCUCACUCCAGAGCAAAUCGCCAAGAAGGCAACUCUCAACUUCAAGGGAAAGGAGUACACUAUUACACACGGUGCCGUCUCGAUUGCCGCCAUCACCAGUUGCACCAAUACCUCUAAUCCAUCGGUUAUGUUGGGUGCUGGUUUGCUUGCUAAAGCAGCGGUCGAAGCCGGUCUCUCUGUCGCACCAUACAUCAAAACCAGUUUGUCGCCAGGAAGUGGUGUCGUCACUGACUACCUCGUCAAAUCCGGUGUCCAACCAUUCCUUGACCAACUCGGUUUCAACUUGACCGGUUACGGUUGUAUGACUUGCAUUGGUAACAGCGGUGACUUGGCCGAGCCACUCGCCGAAGCCAUCACCAAGGAGGAUUUGGUCGCCGCCGGUGUCCUCUCUGGAAAUCGUAAUUUCGAAGGUCGUAUUCACCCAUUGUUGCGUGCCAACUACUUGGCAUCGCCACCACUCGUCGUUGCCUACGCCUUGGCAGGAACCGUCGAUAUCGACUUUGACAAGCAACCGAUCGGAACCAGCUCCACCACCGGAAAACCAGUGUUCCUCCGUGAGAUCUGGCCAUCCUCUGCAUUGAUCCAACAAACCAUUGCCAGUUCGAUCCAACCAGAGAUGUACAAACGUUUCUACUCGAACGUAACCGGUGGUAAUCCACGUUGGAAUGAAAUGCAAGUUCCACAAACCACCCUCUAUCCAUGGGACGACAAAUCGACCUACAUUCACAAUCCUCCAUUCUUCCAAUCGAUGGAGCUCACCGUUCCAAAGCGUGAAUCGAUCGCCAACGCCUAUUGUCUCUUAAAUCUGGGUGACUCAAUCACCACCGACCACAUCUCGCCAGCCGGAAACAUCAAUCGUAAGUCGCCAGCUGCCGAUUACCUCAGAGCACACGGUGUCGAUCCAGCCGAUUUCAACACCUACGGUGCACGUCGUGGUAACGACGAAGUGAUGGUGCGUGGAACCUUUGCCAACACACGUUUGGUCAAUAAGCUCGCUCCAUCGGUCGGUCCACAAACCACACACAUUCCAUCGGGUGAAGUUCUCUACAUCUCAGAGGCCGCCCAAAAGUAUAUCGCUGCCGGUUCGCCACUUGUCGUGUUGGCCGGUGCCGACUAUGGAAGUGGAUCGUCGCGUGACUGGGCUGCCAAGGGUCCAUACUUGCAGGGAAUCAAAUGCGUCAUUGCAGUGUCGUUCGAGCGUAUUCACAGAAGCAAUUUGGUCGGUAUGGGUAUCGUGCCAUUGCAAUUCAAGGAGGGACAGAACGCCGACAAACUCGGAUUGAAGGGUACCGAACAAUUCAACAUUGAAAUCCCAGCGGAGAUCAAGACUGGUCAAACCAUCGUUGUAACCACCAGUAGCGGUAUCAAGUUUGAAACCACCUUGCGUUUCGACACACCAAUCGAAAUUGAAUAUUACAGAAACGGUGGUAUUCUACCAUACGUAUUACGUAGAUUACUUCAAUAA
Molecule: messenger RNA, 2661 nt
Organism: Heterostelium album PN500
Lineage: Eukaryota; Evosea; Eumycetozoa; Acytosteliales; Acytosteliaceae
Gene: aco1
Product: putative iron regulatory protein
Exons: 3
Coding region: 1-2661 (886 amino acids)
Biological process (GO): citrate metabolic process; tricarboxylic acid cycle
Cellular component (GO): cytosol; mitochondrion
Molecular function (GO): aconitate hydratase activity; 4 iron, 4 sulfur cluster binding
Source: RefSeq, a predicted model, not a curated record